Alosa sapidissima (American shad) is the source of this 3711-nucleotide messenger RNA. It is a transcript of the gene kif5c, whose product is annotated as kinesin family member 5C. Gene Ontology annotation, biological process: microtubule-based movement. The record is from RefSeq and is a predicted model, not a curated record. Gene Ontology annotation, molecular function: microtubule binding; microtubule motor activity; ATP binding. The coding region runs from base 361 to 3375 and encodes 1004 amino acids. Lineage: Eukaryota; Metazoa; Chordata; Actinopteri; Clupeiformes; Clupeidae. The transcript has 26 exons.
GUGGAAACGUAGGUGGAGUGCAGAGGUGUGCGGUGCUGAUGCUGCGGCUCAGAUAAACUGGAUACAGUGGAGAUUUGUGCGCCAGACUAUAGGGAAAUAAAGUUUCAACGUCUGUAUUUUGAUUUCAUUUCUCGGCUAAAAUAUUGAACUUGAAACGGCAAGUGUGAAUUGGUUGGGGCUACAGGUAACGUUAACGCAAAAUCCAACACGCUCGAGGAGUUGAGGAGGAGCCGCUGCUAGCUGGCCAAAUCGACGUUGAUCAACAAUGCCCAUCCCAGCUUGAUGUUUUGCAUUGGCUUUGCGCUUUAUUUUCGCUGGUUGUAAAAGUUUCUGUGGUCAUUUUUACUUGGACUGGCAGAUAUGGCGGAUGCAUCUGAAUGCUGCGUAAAAGUAAUGUGCCGAUUCAGACCACUGAACGCCGCGGAAAUAUCAAGAGGGGAUAAAUACAUUCCUAAAUUCAAAGGGGAAGACACGGUUGUCGUAUCGGGCAAACCAUACAUCUUUGACAGAGUCCUGCCGCCAACCACAGAACAGGUGGAAGUGUACGAGAACUGCGCCAAACAGAUAGUCAAGGAUGUGCUUGGGGGUUACAAUGGCACCAUAUUCGCCUACGGCCAAACAUCAUCAGGAAAGACCCACACUAUGGAGGGCAAACUGCACGACCCUGAGGUCAUGGGUAUUAUCCCUCGUAUCGCUCAGGACAUAUUUGACCACAUCUACUCCAUGGAUGAGAACCUGGAGUUCCACAUUAAGGUGUCCUAUUUUGAGAUCUACCUUGACAAAAUUCGAGAUCUUCUGGAUGUGUCCAAGAUCAACCUGGCUGUACAUGAAGACAAAUUCAGGGUGCCCUAUGUGAAGGGCUGCACAGAGCGCUUUGUUUCCAGUCCAGAGGAGGUGAUGGAUGUCAUCGAUGAGGGAAAAUCCAACCGCCACGUCGCCGUUACAAACAUGAAUGAGCACAGCUCCCGCAGUCACAGCAUCUUCCAGAUCAACAUCAAGCAGGAGAACGUGGAGACAGAGAAGAAGCUGUCGGGCAAGCUCUAUCUGGUGGAUCUGGCUGGCAGUGAAAAGGUCAGUAAAACUGGGGCAGAGGGAUCCGUGCUGGAUGAGGCUAAAAAUAUCAAUAAGUCCCUCUCCGCUCUGGGGAACGUCAUCGCCGCUCUGGCUGAGGGGAACAAAACCCAUGUGCCGUACCGAGACAGCAAGAUGACCAGGAUCCUGCAGGACUCUUUGGGCGGAAACUGCAGAACCACCAUCAUAAUCUGCUGCUCCCCCUCCGUCUACAAUGAAGCCGAAACCAAGUCCACACUCAUGUUUGGACAGAGAGCGAAGACCAUCAAGAACACAGUGUCUGUGAACAUGGAGCUGACGGCAGAGGAGUGGAAGAAGAAGUACGAGAAGGAGAAAGAGAAGAACAGAGGACUAAAGAUUGUCAACCAGCGCCUGGAGAACGAGCUGAAACGCUGGAGGAAAGGAGAGGCUGUCCCUGUGGAGGAACAGACCGUUCCCAAAGAGCAGAAGAAUGCCGAGGCUACUCCCAUGAUCGAGUCGACUGCCCCGCCCCCUCUCCCCCUCUCUGACCAGGAGAAGACCCAGUACGAGGAGCUCAUCAACGACCUCUACCAACAGCUGGAUGACAAGGACGAUGAAAUCAACCAGCAGAGUCAACUGGCAGAGGAGUUCAAACAACAGAUGGCUGAGCAGGAUGAGCUCCUGGCGUCGACGCGGAGGGACUACGAGAAGACCCAGGAGGACCUGUCGCGUCUGCAGCGGGACCACGAGGCAUCCAAGGAGGAGGUGAAGGAGGUGCUGCAGGCCCUGGAAGAGCUGGCCGUCAACUACGACCAGAAGAGCCACCAGGCCGAGGAGCGUGGACGCUCCAACGAGCAGCUCAGCGAGGAGGUCAACCAGAAAACUGCAUCUCUGCUGGUGGUGGAGAGGGAGCUGGCCCAGGUGCAGGAAAUGAGUAGUCAUCAGAAGAAGCGGGCGGCAGAGAUCGUCAACCUGCUGCUGCGAGACCUCAGUGACAUCGGCAGCGUGAUCGGCACCAGUGACCUCAAGGCUAUGGCCGAGGCGAAUGGAGUCAUAGAGGAGGAGUUCACCAUGGCCCGUCUCUACAUCAGCAAGAUGAAGUCGGAGGUGAAGUCUCUGGUCAACCGGAGCAAGCAGCUGGAGAGCACUCAGGCCGACACCAGCCGCAAGAUGCAGGCCAAUGAGAAGGAGCUGGCCUCCUGUCAGCUCCUCGUCUCCCAGCUUCAGGCCAAGAUCAAGUCUCUGACAGACUACAUGCAAAACAUGGAGCAUAAGAAAAGACAGCUGGAGGAGGGCCAAGACUCUCUGAUGGAAGAACUUGCCAAGUUACAAGCACAAGAGAAAGUGCAUGAAGUGUCUGUGAUGGAUAAAGAGAAAGAGCACAUGAGCAGGCUACAGGAUGCUGAGGAGAUUAAGAAAACCCUUGAGGAACAGAUGGAGAACCACCGAGAGGUCCACCAGAAGCACCUGUCGCGUCUGCGAGACGAGAUCGACCACAAGCAGAAGAUCCUGGAUGAGCUCAGAGAUCUGAAUGAGGCCCUGCAGCUGGAGCGGGCGAAGCUGUUGUCGGACUAUGAGAAGCUGAAGCAGCAAGAACAGGAGAAGGAUGAGAAACUGCAGAACCUCAUCUUGCUCAAUGAGAAAAGGGAGCUGGCCAAGGAGGAUCUCAAGGGCCUUGAGGAGACUGUGGCUAAAGAACUUCAAACACUCCAUAAUCUACGAAAGCUCUUCAUUGAUGAUCUCAAUACUCGUGUGAAUAGAAAUGUUGAGCUGGAAUGUGAUGAAGCUGGUGGCAGUCUGGCCCAGAAACAGAAGAUCAUCUUCCUGGAGAACAAUCUGGAACAGCUCACCAAAGUUCACAAACAGCUGGUGCGUGAUAAUGCAGACCUGCGCUGUGAGCUGCCCAAGCUGGAGAAGCGCCUACGGGCCACUGUGGAGAGGGUGAAGGCCCUGGAGACUGCUCUGCGCGACGCCAAGGAGAGUGCCAUGCGUGACCGCAAGCGCUACCAACAGGAGGUGGACCGCAUCAAAGAAGUUGUCCGCAACAAGAACAUCGCUAGAAGGGGACACUCCGCACAAAUUGCUAAGCCCAUCAGGGCAGGCCACAGCCACCACCAGAGCCAGGGCGGCUCCCCCAGUAUGGGUCAAGGCAUCAGAGGAGGAGCAUCCAGCCGGCACCACCACAGCAGCCCACAGCACCACCUCCACCAUCAACAGUCACCGCAGCACCAUCACCAUGCACAGCAGCAGCAGCAACACCACCACCAUGCUCAACAGCACCAUCACCAUAAACAACAACAACAUCCACAGCAACAGCAGAGGCAGCAGCAGCAGCAUCACUAAGCCAAAUAAAAGGUGAAAAUAUAAAGAAUGGACGGGCCAGCAACCCAUCACAUUCAUCAUGUUCAUCAACAGGAUUAUUGCUCCUUCCCAACUGCCUUUUUGUAAAAAGGAACAUUAUAACCGGUAAAACUCCAGACUGAUGCGUUUCCUGCUUUUUGUUUUCUCAGUAUUUCUCAAGUCUGAUUGGAGCUAGUUACUUCAACACACACAACUCAACUUAAUAGAGGGCCCUAAUAGAUCUUUCCUUUUCAAUUCAUGUCCAUGCAGAGAGACACACACAGGCACACGCACAUACACACACACACACACACACACACACACACACACACACACACA